Jatropha curcas is the source of this 1826-nucleotide messenger RNA. RefSeq lists its product as hypothetical. Gene Ontology annotation, molecular function: S-adenosylmethionine-dependent methyltransferase activity. The record is from RefSeq and is a predicted model, not a curated record. NCBI's taxonomy places the organism in Eukaryota, Viridiplantae, Streptophyta, Magnoliopsida, Malpighiales, Euphorbiaceae.
CAUCCUCUCGCCCCCUCCCUCCAUCUAAGUCCGUACACAUCUACCACACUAAAACCAGUGAGGAUUUUUUUUUUUCCUUUUUUUUUUAGCAGGAAAGGAGCUCAAAUUUGAAGACUCAUUUCCCUUUUAAACUGGGAAUAAAGAAAGACACAAAACGACGAAUCCAAAACGCGUUUAUAGUGCUAGCACACUGGCAGUAAGAUGGUGAUGAUAUCAUUGUUAUCUUCAGUAACAAACCUGACAUUUGCAGAUUCAUUACACUGAUUUUAUCUCUGCUUAUUAGUCAUUUGAUUUUAGAACAGAGCGGAGGGAAAAAUAUCUUCUGGUACUGUCAAUCGAUGGAUCUGAUUGUUCUGAAGCGGCACUGACAUUUUGUCACUGUUAGUGGAAGAAUCUGAGUUUUUGCUUUUCUGGGUUCUGUUUGGUUGCCUAGAAAAAGAAGGAAAAAGCUACCAGUGGAAGAAAUUUUUAGUACCUAAUUUGCUCUGUUUUUUUAAAGCUUCUGCUGUUCUGUUUUCGGUUGAUACUCUAAUCUCUCUACCAAUGUCGCUUACUGUAAAACCUCAUCUCCACCAGUACAACAGAAACAAAAUGGGUAAAACAACAUCAACAAACAGAGAUUGGACACAGAUCUAUGCAAUUUACGGCAUGGAUCAAUGGCAAACCUUACUCUUCCUGUUAUUCCAUGCCAUUUUCUUCUCCAUAUUAUCAAUCCUCUUCCUCUUCUACUUCGAUCCAAUCUGCAGACUAUUAGAGUCUGCUAUUCUUCUUUUCGCUACCAGUCCUAGUACCAGUAGCGCCGCCCGUUUCGCCGCCGGAUUCACUGGUUGCGUUACAGCUUUGUCCGCCGUGUGCCUUUUCUUCGCCGCCGGCAACUUCUUUUACAGUUCGGUUGCGUUGCAUCAUGAUAUGGCGCAGAGGAUGGUGAGUUACGUUAACGAUUGGUCAUCUGUUAAAUUGGCUCUUGAUAUUGGGUGUGGCCGUGGGAUUUUGUUGAAUGCGGUGGCUACUCAGUUGAAAAAAACUGGAAGCUCUGGUCGGGUUGUCGGGUUGGACCGGUCUAAAAGGACUACUCUGUCUACUCUGCGAACCGCUAACUUGGAAGGGGUAGGAGAGUAUGUGACAUGUAGGGAAGGCGAUGUGAGGAGCUUGCCAUUUGGGGAUAACUAUUUUGAUGUGGUAGUAUCAGCUGUCUUUUUUCACACAGUAGGAAAAGAGUAUGGUCAUCGAACGGUGGAGGCAGCCGCCGAGAGAAUGAGGGUUUUGGGUGAAAUGGUGAGGGUUUUAAAACCAGGCGGCAUCGGAGUGGUGUGGGAUAUAGUACAUGUGCAGGAAUACGUCCGGCGACUUCAAGAGUUGAAAAUGGAAGAUAUUAGUGUUUCGGAGCGAGUAACAGCGUUCAUGGUGAGCAGCCGCAUUGUGUCGUUUCGGAAGCCUAAUCAGCAUGUUUUUGGGCUGAGUGAGGUUAGGCUGGAUUGGAGAUGCUGAUAAUGAUGUGAUUAAUCAAUAAUGAUACAUGUUAUAGUUGCUAAUUAAAAUUAGAAGGUAAAUGAUUUAAAAAAAAAAGAGAGUGAAGAAGAAUAGAAAAGAAUUAUAUAGAAGUAUAUAUACAUGAGAUAGUUAACUAUGAGUUUACUUUCAUAUAUCUGGAGAGACGAAGCCGAUCCAGAUGUUUUACAUGCUGCAUUUGAUGUAAUAUAUCAUAUAUGGUUAUCAAUCAAAUAUUGAUGGCCUGAUCAUCUAAAUUUUACAUGAUGUUAUGAGUUUUAGCUCGAUUUGUUAAUGAAUAUAUUAUGUCAAUAGAUACUAUAAACUCUUAUCGUAAA